Cygnus atratus (black swan) is the source of this 3845-nucleotide messenger RNA. It is a transcript of the gene TCF7, whose product is annotated as transcription factor 7. The record is from RefSeq and is a predicted model, not a curated record. Gene Ontology annotation, molecular function: DNA-binding transcription factor activity, RNA polymerase II-specific; RNA polymerase II cis-regulatory region sequence-specific DNA binding. Lineage: Eukaryota; Metazoa; Chordata; Aves; Anseriformes; Anatidae. The coding region runs from base 100 to 1290 and encodes 396 amino acids. Gene Ontology annotation, biological process: canonical Wnt signaling pathway; regulation of transcription by RNA polymerase II. Gene Ontology annotation, cellular component: beta-catenin-TCF complex. The transcript has 11 exons.
GGAGAGGAAGACGAAUAAAAAAAGCCGAGAGGGCUCGGUCCGGGCGGCGCAGAUCAGCCCUCGCCGGGACAGCCGCGGCUCGGCUCGGGAGGGAGGAAAAUGCCGCAGCUGGGCAGCGGCGGCGGGGACGACCUGGGGGCCACGGACGAGAUGCUGGCCUUCAAGGACGAGGGCGAGCAGGAGGAGAAGAUCCCCGAGAACGCCUUCACCGAGCGCGAUCUGGCCGACCUCAAGUCCUCGCUGGUGAACGAGUCCGAGGGCAGCGGCAGCCCGGCCGCCGCCGCAGACCCCGAGGCCAUCAGGCGUGUGCAGGAUCCGCAGAGGGUUUAUCAGGAGAAGCUCCCGGACCACAUGGAAGAUGGUAUGAAGCACCAGGACCCAGGCAUGUAUAAAGGAUCCGCGUAUUCUGGCUACCCUUUCCUAAUGCUCUCAGACCCUUAUCUGCCAAAUGGAUCUAUGUCACCGCUGUCCAACAAAGUUCCCGUCGUGCAGCCAUCCCACGGAGUCCACCCGCUCACCCCGCUCAUCCCUUACAGCAAUGACCACUUCAGCCACGGCUCCCACUCGCCCCACUUGCCCGCCGACAUCAACCAGAAGCAAGGAGUGCACCGGCCUUCCCAGACCUCAGACAUCCCCGGCUUCUACCCGCUCCCCCCGGCUGGGGUCGGCCAGAUCACGCCCUCGAUGGGAUGGCAGAGCCAGUCUGUCUAUCCGCUCCCGUCAUGUGGAUUUAGACAGCCGUAUUCGUCAGCACUUUCCGCUGGGGCUUCUUUCUCCAGGUUCACUCACCCGCUGAUGCUGGGCUCCGGCAUGCACACCACCGGCAUCCCGCACCCCGCCAUCGUGCCCCACUCUGGCAAGCAAGAGAUGGAGCACUACGACCGAAACAUGAAACCUCAGCCAGAACCAAAGAGAGAGAAGGAAGCCAAGAAGCCCACUAUCAAGAAGCCCCUGAACGCUUUCAUGUUGUAUAUGAAAGAGAUGCGGGCAAAAGUCAUUGCGGAGUGCACCCUGAAGGAGAGCGCAGCUAUCAACCAGAUCUUGGGCAGGAGGUGGCACGCGCUGUCCCGGGAGGAGCAGGCCAAGUACUACGAGCUGGCGCGCAAGGAACGGCAGCUCCACAUGCAGCUCUACCCCGGCUGGUCCGCACGGGACAACUACGGGAAAAAGAAGAGACGGACACGGGAAAAGCAACAAGAUUCCAAUUCAGGAGGAAAAAGAAGUGCAUUCGGUACUUACAAGGAGAAGGACGCUGUGCCAGCCCAGUUUCUUCCGAUGGAAGUGCUAUAGACUCCCCUCCCUCUCCCCUGGAUGCACUCCAACGCGUACCCUCUGCUUUCCCUUCAGACCAGCCCGCAGCCCCCGCUGCCUCCGCGCACCGAGAGCCUCCCGACCCCUUCCCCGUCAUGGCCCACGCCGGCCCGGCCGCCAGCUCCUCCAGACCGAGCGCCCACCGCUCGCCCCACACGCCCGCGGAGCCCCCGGCGCACAGCGUGGCCCCCACGGGGACGUAGCCCCGCGCCCACCCGCCCGCCUUGGCUGAGACACCGGGCACUUUGCUCACUGAACAGCACCGGAGGCCCGUCCAAAUUCCCCACGUUCACUGUCAAACUUGCAAAGUUAGGCGACGGAAUGAUUUAAGGAUGCUGGAAAACUCUUUUUUUUGUUGUUUGUUUUCUUUUUUUUUUUUUUUUUUGGGGGGGGUGGUGGUUAAAGAUAGAAAAGUGACUUUAAAAAAAAAAGGUUUAAAAAAAAAAGUAUUUGCCAAAAUUUCUAAGUGCUGAUGAGUAAACAAGCCUUUUGUCCCUGCCCUGUGCUGCUUUUUUGUUUGUUUGGGGUUUUUCUUUUUUUUUUUUUUACUGCAGUAUCUCCAAGUAUGGCGGAAAGCAAAGAGGAACCCCCAGCUUGCUGCAGUAGGUGGUAGGUGCUAUAAAUCUAACACUGGCUUCCAUUUCCUGCCUUCUGAGCUGCUUUAAACUGUAGUCAGUCACAGAUCUCCCGUAGCUGUCGUACCACGGGGCUGGAAAAGCUGGAAUAGGAGCAUUUUGUAAAAGCCCUCAUGUCUGAAGACUAAAUGUAGCGAUGCUAGCUCCCUGAUCUGACUGACAGAGAAAUGAAAUAUUUAAACAAAUGAGGUGUAUUUUUUAAGCUUCGUGUCUGAGGACAGGAAGGUACUGUUUACAGGUAACAGGUCUCUGUGCAGACGUCGAUCCCACUAGCAGACGAAAGCGGGGCGCUGACCAGGCUCAGCAGGAGCUCGGCCGCUUGAAGUCUGACUGCCGACUGCUGCCCACGUCGGUGCAGGGCCUCCCUUGCUGUCGUGACUCGGUCACUGCAGAUCUGGACAGCCAGAAUUCUCAUCCGGCGGCCUGGGUGCAGCCUCAGAAAGCCUAACUCUGCAACCAGCUGUGCACCGGCACGCGGGAGGAGCACAGCACGUGUGCACGGAGCCUGUGUAAAGCCGUAACGCCCGACAGCCGUACUCGAGCGCUACGCUCCGUCCCAGAGCUUUUUCCUUGGCAAGCAGGGGUGGAGGACAGACCGCGGUGUGUGCUCUGCCCCCUCUUGGCUCUCCCCUUCCCUGGGGCAGGCCGGGAGCAGAGCAGCACACUGCCCUGCUCUCUGCUUACAAUCCGUACUUACCCUCUGCAAGAUCAAAACCAUUUCUUGAUGAUUUGGUGUAGAACUUUAAAAAAAAACAACUUAUUUUAGCUUUUUCUGAGAGAUCUUCCCUCUGCCUCCAUAACGAUGCCAAAUGUUAAUGUAUUCUCUCCAGCUUGAAAACAUUUACCAGUUUCUGGUAUUUUAUUUAUAUGUUGAGCUUGACAAACAAAAACACUGUGGACAGAUUCUGAUCUCCAAAAACUGAUGUAAAUCCCAAAUUAAUCGAAGUUACUGAUUUACUUCAUGUUUGCAUACUUGUCACAGAGACCAGAAUCUGCCUGGAAUAAACAUAUUCUAGACUGCUGAAGAGAAAAGUAACAACAGACAGAGGGAGAGGGGGAUCUAUUUUUUUCUACUUUACAGAAUAGGUUUUAGAGUACUGAAUGCAAAUUAUGUAGUAAUAUUAUUGUAGAACUGCAAGAAAUUUAAGAUGACCUUUAUAAUGUAAAAAUAUUUUUAUAUUUUUUUCUUAACACAAAAAGAAAAACCCUAAUUUUUUUACAUUGGACUAAACAACUUUUUAAGCAAGUUAAUGCAUCAAAGAUUGAAAACUUUAAAAAAAAAAAAAGAUUAGUCUGUAGAGCAUCUUUGGGUUUAUUCCCUUUAUUUAGGUACUUUUGCUUAUAGUAGUGUAGACUUUUUAAUUCCAGUUUUAGUUUAGAUCUAAACCUAUUGCUUAAUUCCUCUCCUGUGUAAAUGUAACUUCAGAAGCACUGAAUGAAAGCUACGUGCACAAACCUGAAAGUCAUUUUAACCCUUAGAGAAGUGACAUUACCUGAAGCGCCUGCCAACUGAACUUGGCCGUGUACUUACGGCACUCAGAGGGUUAAUUACAUAGCACUAGAUCAACACACAAUCUGCUCAGUUUUAAAUUAUUUUAGCAAGCUUAGACAACAGCAUGGUCCAGUGCUCAACAGAGGAACUCAGCAGACUAUUCCCAGACCUGACAUAGAUUCUUCUUAUAUAUAUAAAAAAAAAUCUUAAAAAAAAAAAAACUGUCUCAGCUGACCAUUUUUCAUUGAGACUCUUUGAUGUAAGGUGCUGUAGAAGUGUCAACUACUGUAAAAGCCACAGCUGACAAAUCAGCCACACUGAGCCCACCAGUGGCCUAGCGUAACUCAAAACUGGGCGUAAAGCUGGCAUACCGUAAUACCUGAUCGCUAUUUUGUGGUCGGAUAAAA